Molecule: messenger RNA, 1655 nt
Organism: Corticium candelabrum
Lineage: Eukaryota; Metazoa; Porifera; Homoscleromorpha; Homosclerophorida; Plakinidae
Product: intersectin-1-like
Exons: 2
Coding region: 405-1517 (370 amino acids)
Molecular function (GO): protein binding
Source: RefSeq, a predicted model, not a curated record
UCAUCUACCCAUCUUGACAUGGCAGGCUAUUACUUUCUAUCUAGAGACCGUAUACCGCUCGGCUACUCACUAAAGCCCGACCACAAUACACCUCGCGUCGCGUCGUGUCGCGUAAUUAAGAGUCUAAUGUAAUGAGACCUGCCGCAACAACAUCUGAUCACCUGUCUAGGUUAUGAGUUUAUAAUUCCUUUCCUGUAGUGCGGAUGACGCUCUGUGGACAUGUUAUUGGCCAUGUUCAUUUUCAUAUCGUUGGCAUGUUUUCGUCUUGUUGUUUUCGGUUGCCAAUGCAUUUCGUAAGUGCAAAAAGCAACAGACAGCGAUUGCUGCCACCACCGCUGCUAAUUGCAUUACGUAAUAAUUGUAAUCAAAAGCCUUGAUUUACUCCUCGGUUUACAGUAGUUGUUAUGCACCGAAUUAAAUACGUUCUACCCGAUCCUGCCCCCACAGUCGAACCGGAGGAGAGGCAACGUUUCAUGUGGCGGGAGCAUCAACAGGCGCUGCUAAUUCCCAAAUCUUCACGUCGAUCUCUGCACGGCAGCCAUGCACAUUCCAUCAACGUGGCCGGCAUGACAAACAGUGCGGCCGUCUACCUCGCUCUCACACAAAACUACGAGACAUUCGAGCCUUACUGGUUGCAUCUACGAAAGGGAGACGUCGUGCGACUCGUUUCGUCUCGUGCAGGAAGCGAAUGGAUCGACGUGGUGACGCGUGACGGUCACAAGGCGCGUGUACCGAGCACAUUUUGUCAACUAAGCUCUAACGAUGCAAACGUGAAGAAAAGAAAGGUUUCCUUCGAUGCGUCGAUGAACGUGACGAUCCCUCCCGAACCGGAAGAGGUGAUCACGAGCAGCAGGCACGGCAGCAGAGCGACGACGUCGUGCAGUGGAGGAUACUCGAAACUGAUGAGACAUAUCGAGAGUAAAGGGCGGGCAGUCGUGCAGACAUUGCGUAGAAGUUAUACACCAAAGAAGCAAACGUACAGAGAAGAGGGAAGAAAAGACGGACGAGAAACGUCAAGCCACUAUGAUCGCCUCGGUGUUUACUCCACGUCUACUCCUGCCCUGUCUACGAUUAGUAUCACUUCCACUACAGAAGAAUUCCGAAAGCGAUAUUUGGGAACGGUUACGGUCUUGUAUGACUUCAACGCAGCAUGUGAGGAUGAGAUCAGCGUGCAGGCGGGACAGACUGUUAUGCUGUUGAACAAGGAAGAUGCCGACUGGGUGUGGGUGAGACGGUUUGAUGGAGAAGAAGGUUUCGUUCCAGCUAACUACACCACCAAACCUGUCUGCACGGGUUGUCAACAGUACCUCUCCUCGCUGAGAGACAUUCGCUGUGCAGAAGAAGAAUCGAGCAGAUGGAGACAAGAGCGAAUGCAGUACGAGGAAGAGCAAGAAGUUUCAAAAGAACAGUCGAUUUGCUUUCACAAACCGCCACUGAAACAUGAAGAUCAGAUCAGUCUAUUGUCUUCUGGUGUUCACUUCCAAACUUCACCUUUUGUGCAAUCAACGCUAAUUUAGUCAGUGGCUUCAGUGUUUGUGUGAAUGUAAAGUAGCAGACAGAUGGUAUAUAGACACAAUCAUUAUCUUGGAAUUGCUUGUGUUUCUAUUUGGGAUACAUUUCUAAUUUUUAUUGUUAUACUUCUCUUCAUGCCUUGA